AUGGUGCCGCGCCUAAUCUUUGCGGUGCUGCCCGCGCUGUUGCUUUCCGCCGCAGCGGACGACGUUGGAGCGCCCGUGCCGGAAAACAAGAUUCACUCGCACAUAGACAUCGAGACACCCGGAGAGCACGAUGAUCAGGCUCAUCCAGCAGGCACGAUUCUGCAAGAGCCUGCUAAGGUGGCGUCAUCAAUAGUCACGCCGCCGCAAAAUGAGCGGCCCAUGUCCUCUGCUGCUGGCAAGAAGGUGUCAGUCACAGAGAUCAGCUUCGACAGCCUCAUCGACGAUCUCGUGUGGUGCGGCAACGACCACUCAACGGUCCUCCUCAAGACGCAGAGCGGAAGGUUGUACCGCUCGGCGGACGGAGGCAAACAGUGGACGGAAAUCACGCACCUAUUCCAAGGAAGCGCGCGUAACAACAACUACAGAGUCGACUCAGUUGUCGUGUGCGAGACCGACAGGAAUGUCGUGGUCGUAAUCGGAGACUCGAAAACGCAUUUCAUAUCGGGUAACGCAGGGCACAGCUUCGUACGUUUGGAGUAUGAGGGGACGAUCAAUAUGUGGCUGUUCCACCCAGUAAAACCAUCGUGGGCGUUGCUCAGCUCUUGGGAGGGGGCGUGCUUCGCCAAUGAAAAUGACGAGGACUGUGUCCAUUCCAUUUUUGUUACACGGGACAUGGGACGAACUUUCGACAGGGUUGCCAAGUACGUUGCGCAAUUCAGCUGGGGAGACAUCACCACCAACUCCGAGGAUCGCAUCUACUACAGCCGGUACUCCAUCGAGUCCGGUGACCAGCCCAAGCAAGAUGGGUGGAACAACAAUAUCAGUUUCAUGUACACCGAUGACUUCGGAUACAGCGCCACGGUUAUAAUGGAGGGUGGUAACAAGUUCCUGGUCUCAGGGAACUAUGUGUUCGUGGCGAAAGUCUCUGACCCCGUCAGGCAAACCGUGAACCUCUACGUGAGCACUGACAACGCCGUGACAUUCAAUAGGGCUGUGCUUCCUGUGGAGCUUGAGGAACGCAGCUACACAAUACUGGACACAUCUGAGGGUGCGGUUAUUAUACACGUGGGCCAUGAGUACGAAGGCGGGGAUAUUGAGGUUGGUAACGUGUACAUCUCCGAUGCAUCCGGUCUGCGGUACUCACUAUCACUGCCCAACAACAUCAGGUCGGCGUCUGGAGAAUGUGAAUUCGACAAGGUCUACUCACUGGAAGGCGUGUAUAUUGCCAACUUCAGGGAUGACUCUGGCGGAAUGCUCAACCCGAGAAACAAAUUCAAAACCCACAUUGACGGUACCAAGACCCAGCUCGACCAGAAACGCAACCGCCAUGUAGCACACAGCAAGGUAGAGCCCAACGUACGCACCGUUGUUUCAUUUAACAAGGGUGCGGAAUGGCACUACCUCCAACCGCCGAAACUCGACUCCGAGGGUAGGCCAUACGACUGUGAGGAGGGCAAGUGCUUCCUUCACCUGCACGGAAUCACGCAGUACAAGAAUUUCGCGCCUUUCUACUCCGUGGAACAGGCGACUGGUCUAGUUCUAGCGACUGGAAAUGUCGGAGACAAGCUCAGGUUUGACCCGUCACAGGUCAACACCUUCCUCAGCAGAGACGGUGGUUUGACAUGGUCGGAGGCGCACAAGGGCGCGUUCAUCUACGAGUUUGGUGACUACGGAGGGCUCAUAGUUAUGGCACAGGACCAAAAGAAGACGAGGGAGGUUGUAUUCUCGUGGAACGAGGGAGCCACCUGGUUUGACUUCAGUCUCAGCAAGCACGACCUGAGCGUCAACAACGUUGUCAUCGAGCCAAAGUGCUCAUCUCUGAAUUUCAUUCUCUACGGUAACCGAAACGGUAUCGGUGUCGCGUUCCAUCUCGACUUCAGCUCACUCGGGCAGCCACUGUGCAAGGGCAUAUGGAGCAUAGACUCCAGCUCCAGCGAUUAUGAGACGUGGCAUCCGACGGACCCGCACGGAAACCACUGUUUGUUGGGGCGCAAAAUGGCGUACAAACGCCGCAAGCAGGCGUCUGAAUGUUUCAACGGCAAGGAAUUCAAGGCCACUGUGGAGAGGGAGGUUUGCAACUGCACCCCUGACGAUUACGAGUGUGAAAUUGGCUUUACGCGCUCUAUCGGAAGUAAUACUUGCAAAAUUGAUGGCACAUGGCUUAUGCGCGAGGGAUGCACUUCUUCUAGCUUCUUCUGGACUGACGCUUACCGCAAAAUCCCCGGCGAUGUUUGCGCAGCCGGGUGGAUUCCACACCAGGUCGCCGUACCAUGUCCGCCACACUCACCGCUGUCGAAGGGAAGCAAGGCCGUGUUGUCCACAAUUCUGGUCCUAGCCAUCAUUAUGAUGGCCAUUGUCUACAUAUCUCACAACGACAAGUUGAAGCACCUCUUCCACAACUACGGUUUCAAGCAGUUCAACUACGUUGCCUACGCGCCGGUCAACGCCAAAAGGGCAUCACAGCGUGGCGCCGGGUUUGGUGGUAGAUUCGAGCCGGAGCUCGGCUUCAUCGACGCAGAGCAGGAGCAGGACGAACCCACAUUGUUGAACUACAUCAGCGGGAACCGCGCAGCUUCGAACGCCCAGCAACAGCCCGCUGCUAGAGGAGAACAGCGUCACAUAGAACUCCUCUGA
This is a messenger RNA of Babesia ovata, 2634 nucleotides long. Its product is annotated as sortilin. NCBI's taxonomy places the organism in Eukaryota, Apicomplexa, Aconoidasida, Piroplasmida, Babesiidae. Bases 1 to 2634 code for a protein of 877 amino acids. The record is from RefSeq and is a predicted model, not a curated record. Gene Ontology annotation, cellular component: membrane; Golgi apparatus. Gene Ontology annotation, molecular function: protein binding. Gene Ontology annotation, biological process: post-Golgi vesicle-mediated transport. The transcript is spliced from 2 exons.